AUGAAUUCCAUCGAUGAUGUCCGAUGUGGUAUUGAGAGGCUAGAUUCGUUCUCGAAGGCUUUGGCUGAAGCACAGCACAAUCUUGGUGGAACGGAUCGCUCUGACUAUUCUGCAGCACAGAGGGAAUUAUUGAAUAACUUGUACGAAGGAUAUGAAAGUGCAUACGUUUUGUUGGGCUGGUGGGACGUUGGCUUCACAGACUGGCGUAUUUUGCCCGUGAGUCUCGCACGCGGCUAUUUAUAUUCGCUUGAUCGGGAGCUUCAAGAGCUCAUGCCGCCUGACGAUCCGAGGUACCAAUACGUCACCUACGAGUUCCACGUUCUGAGGUUUAUCGCCCGCGAAUGCGAGAAUACUAUCCUGCGCAGCUUUCUUCGCUGGGCCAUCAUUGGAGCUCACAAGCCCUCGAGUGCCGUCCAUUCUCUCUUACAGAUGCAUUCUUCUGCUGAUGCAGUGGAGUAUACGGUGCCCAAGCCCGAGCCCGAGCGUGAGAUGAAGGUGGUUCUUGUCCGUGUGACAGACGUACUCAAGUUGCUGGAUCAUUGGGGCCAGCGUGCCGUUUCCGGUCCCGGUGAGGAGGAAAUGGUGGAAGUAUGCAAGUCCAACAAGUCCAACUUUUGCAAGCCAAACUUUCACAAGUCUAUGACUAAGGGGCUUUUUGUUCUGGCGUGGAAGGUCCCGGGAGAUUUUGAGGAUAUGUAG
Molecule: messenger RNA, 699 nt
Organism: Fusarium tjaetaba
Lineage: Eukaryota; Fungi; Ascomycota; Sordariomycetes; Hypocreales; Nectriaceae
Exons: 1
Coding region: 1-699 (232 amino acids)
Source: RefSeq, a predicted model, not a curated record